UCUCACACCCACUCGAUUUUUUAUAGCCUGCACGACAAUGGUAUUUAGUUUCUGCACUACCCAACUAAUACCAUUUAAUGACAACUGCAUUCUGGUAAACCUGUUUUGUUCCAGUUUCUCUUACUGUAUGGCACCAUCUCAUAAUAUGAUCUCUAGACCAGGGGACAUAAAACAGCUUACUGGCUUUGAAUGUUGGUUUAUUUUAGUAAUAUUGUGUCCAAACACGACCACUGAUCCAGGAAGUGAAGUUAUCUGGAUACAUGAACUGUAGAACCAUGGUGCAUUUGAGUCAAAAGAUGAGGAUUUUGAAGAUCAGAAGGAAACAUUUAAAAUAUUGCUUGCUGGCUGGAGUUUUAUGUUUGGUGCUCACCAAACUCUGCAAAGAUUUUUUUAAACACAACAAAGUUUACCUUCAUAUGCAAAAGGAUGAUAGACAAAAACAGGACGACACAAACACCUCCUAUGUGUAUGUACCUCCCCAGACAGUUUGUCAACAAAACAAAUCCGCUGCAAACAUCCCAAAUUUCAGCUCAUUUUCUGGUCCCAUGCAAGACUUUCUCUACUACAGACACUGUCGCCAUUUCCCCAUGUUGCUGGAUGUUCCUGACAAAUGUGGAGGAGCUUCUCAGUCAGCAGAAGUCUUCCUUCUACUGGUCAUUAAAAGCUCCCCUGUGAACUAUGACCGCAGAGAGGUGCUGCGUAAAACCUGGGCUGAGGAGAGAGAACAAAACGGUGUGUGGAUCCGAAGGCUCUUCAUCUCAGGAACCAUGGAAUCUGGUGAAGAGAAGCAGCGACUAAAUAAAAUAUUGGAACUGGAGCAUCGUGAGCACAAUGACAUCCUCCAGUGGGACUUUAGUGACACUUUCUACAACCUAACCUUGAAGCAGAUCCUCUUCCUGGAAUGGAUGGAAAGAAACUGCCCAAACGUGCGUUUCCUGUUAAAUGGUGAUGAUGACGUCUUUGCCAACACAGACAACAUGGUCCAGUAUCUCCAAAACCUUAAGUACAAUGAUGGGAGCAGACAUCUGUUUACAGGCCAGCUGAAUGUGAGGAUGGUCCCUGUUAGAUCAUGGAGCAAGUAUUUUCUCCCAGUUGAAGUGCAUGAGGCAGAUGUGUUCCUCCCUUACUGUAGUGGUGGAGGCUUUCUGCUGUCUGGUUACACAGCGAUGGUCAUAUACAAUAUGUCCCAGUCCAUCACUCUUCUUCCCAUCGAUGAUGCUUACAUGGGCAUGUGUCUGAGUAAAGCAGGGCUGGAACCCAGUAACCACGUGGGUGUGAGGGCUGCAGGACUGGACAUUUCCUCCAACAACAUGGACAGACAUGAUCCUUGCGUUCAUAAAGAGCUUCUACUGGUUCACAAAUUCCCUACGUCUCACUUGUAUCUUUUGUGGAACAGAAUACAUGACCCCAAGCUCAAAUGCUUUGUCAGCACCAAACUGUAACUUGGGCCACUUGUUGUGGAAGGGCAUGAAGCUAUGAGAGCAAAUACAAAACUAUUGGCACUUUGGGACUAACUAUUAUCUGUCCAUGUCUCUUUACUCUAUACAGGUUCGAUGUCUUAUAUUAUAACACAUGGUUGUGGUGCAGAUGCAGCUGAUAUUCAAUAGAAAUUUAUUCAACAGCUUUUGUCAUUUUAAUUUCAGGUAAAUGAAUGUACAGUAUAAUAUGCGUCCAGGAUGUGAAUAUGCUGAUAAAAUAAUGAUGUUGACAGAGACUUGCUAUUUUUAAAUAACAAUGUAAAAGCUGUGUGGAACUUAUGUAUUGUUGUUGGUUGUUCUGUAUUAAUCUGUUUUCUGAUGUGACAGGCCUAACAAAUCAUAUUAAUUAAAUUGAACUUGUGACCUUC
Messenger RNA from Betta splendens (Siamese fighting fish), 1846 nucleotides. Its product is annotated as N-acetyllactosaminide beta-1,3-N-acetylglucosaminyltransferase 3-like. The transcript is spliced from 3 exons. Gene Ontology annotation, cellular component: membrane. Gene Ontology annotation, molecular function: hexosyltransferase activity. The coding region runs from base 261 to 1442 and encodes 393 amino acids. The record is from RefSeq and is a predicted model, not a curated record. NCBI's taxonomy places the organism in Eukaryota, Metazoa, Chordata, Actinopteri, Anabantiformes, Osphronemidae.